UUUUUCUUUUGCAGUUGGCAGCUUCUAACCAAUUCCAACAGCUACGAUACAUAUAAAUUUUCAUCUGCUUGGAACACAUUAUGAUUAUUUGAGGUUAAAGGAAGAGUGAAUAAUUUCUUAUUUACUUCCCUCGUCCCGCUUUAAUAAAUAACCAAUUUUCACCAUGGCUGCAACAAUGCCCAUAAAUCCCAAACCAUUCUUAAAUGGUUUGACUGGUAAACCAGUUAUGGUCAAAUUAAAAUGGGGUCACGAAUACAAGGGCUACCUAGUCUCGGUGGAUGGAUAUAUGAAUUUGCAACUUGCAAACACCGAGGAGCAUAUAGAAGGUACUUGCACUGGAAAUCUUGGUGAAGUACUAAUCAGAUGUAACAAUGUUAUGUAUAUAAGAGGAGUAGAAGAAGAAGACGAAGAAGGCGAAAUGAAAGACUAGAUGUAAUCGAAUCUAAUGAUUUUACACUAAUUUAAUCGAAUUAAUGUGAUAUAAUAAAUCAAUAAACAAAAUGUUUUUUUUAAAUAUAAAUUUAUUUCAAGUA
This is a messenger RNA of Dinoponera quadriceps, 533 nucleotides long. It is a transcript of the gene SmF, whose product is annotated as small nuclear ribonucleoprotein F. Gene Ontology annotation, cellular component: U1 snRNP; catalytic step 2 spliceosome. Gene Ontology annotation, biological process: spliceosomal snRNP assembly; mRNA splicing, via spliceosome. The coding region runs from base 164 to 430 and encodes 88 amino acids. Gene Ontology annotation, molecular function: RNA binding. NCBI's taxonomy places the organism in Eukaryota, Metazoa, Arthropoda, Insecta, Hymenoptera, Formicidae. The transcript is spliced from 2 exons. The record is from RefSeq and is a predicted model, not a curated record.